Messenger RNA from Propithecus coquereli (Coquerel's sifaka), 539 nucleotides. RefSeq lists its product as uncharacterized. Bases 1 to 531 code for a protein of 176 amino acids. The record is from RefSeq and is a predicted model, not a curated record. Lineage: Eukaryota; Metazoa; Chordata; Mammalia; Primates; Indriidae. The transcript has 3 exons.
AUGCCAACAGGCGACGUGGUGACGUCCAAGCAAGCGCAAAGGUGGAAGUGCCAGCGAAGUCAGGGCGCCGCCAAACUUCGCCGCAGCCACGCCCUCCCCAGGCGGGUCCGGGUCCUGACGUUGCCGCUUCCGGGUCGCCGAGGCCGCCCGCGGCGGCGCAGGCAGCAACACUCGCCGCUGUCCGGUCUAUGGAGUCAGCUGGUGCCGGGGGCGGCGCGGAGGCAGGAGGCGGCGUUCGAGUGGGGGCCUCUGCCCCGCCAGGAUGUUGCCGGGCUUGGCCGCCGCCGCCGCGACCCACAGAAGCAGCUGGUCCCCGCUGUGCCGGCUCCGUCUGCGCUGCAGGGCGGCGGCCCGCGGCGCCAGGGACCGCCGGGAAUGGCAGAAUUUAGUGACAUUUGGAAGCUUUUCAAACAUGGUUUCACACAGUCCUCCAUACGUUUGUAUACUGAGUCAAGUAAAGUUGUAUUCCACAAACGUUCAGAAAGGACAAGGAUCACAGUCUCUCGGAGUAGAGAAAGUACCAUCAUUUGAUGAAACAG